AAUGCCCCGCGUCCUCCUGAUAAGAAAACAUGGCGGCAUUUCCUAUUUUGAUGUGUCUCUGAACUUUUCUCUUUUGUAUAAAAUAAAAUUGCGUUGUUUCCUUCUAUCGUUUCCGUUUUAAUGUUGAUAAACUUUAUAGCUUUGUAGCUUCCCUUAUUUGUGGCACUUUUCAGCCCAAGUUUUAGAUUAACGGAAAUCGCGAAAAGUCUUGCCGUCGCCCGAGAGAAGUCUGCUCUGCAAUGAAGGAGGCAAUUUCCCUGGUGCAUAAACUCAGCGCACACCCGGACUCUCGGUGCUGGUUCGUCAGCUGGAGCCCGAACGGGGCGCUGCUGGCCUCGUGUGGUGGCGAUAAGGCCAUCCGGAUAUGGGGACAGGAAGGUGACUCUUGGGUUUGUAAAAACGUUCUGCAAGACGGACACCAGCGCACUGUGAGGAAAGUAGCCUGGUCUCCCUGUGGGAAUUAUCUGGCCUCCGCCAGCUUCGACGCAACAACAUGCAUCUGGAAGAAGAAGAAUGAUGACUUUGAGAGCCUAACUGUGUUGGAAGGUCAUGAAAACGAGGUCAAAUGCGUGGCGUGGGCUCCUUCAGGGACUUUGUUGGCCACUUGUAGCCGAGACAAAAGUGUCUGGGUUUGGGAAGUGGAUGAAGAAGAUGAAUAUGAGUGUGUUACAGUUGUGAACUCUCACACACAAGAUGUCAAGCAUGUUGUUUGGCAUCCCACCCAAGAGCUCUUGGCUUCUGCCAGUUACGACAACAACAUCUGCAUUUACAAGGAGGAGGACGACGACUGGGAGUGCCGGGCCACUCUGCAGGGACACACGUCCACCGUCUGGAGUUUGUGUUUCGACGCGACAGGACAGAGGUUGGCGUCUUGCAGUGACGACCGCACUGUGAAGAUUUGGAAGGAGUAUCCAACUGAGGCUGGCCAAGGUGAUCUGUCAUGGAAGUGUGUUUGCACUCUGUCUGGUUAUCAUGGACGGACGGUGUACGAUAUCGCCUGGUGCCGACUGACCGGUGCCCUAGCAACUGCCUGUGGCGACGAUGGCAUACGAGUGUUUAAGGAGGAUCUCACGGCCCAUGCAGACGAGCCGGUGUUCUCGCUGGCUGCUCAAGUGAAGAAGGCUCACAGCCAGGAUGUGAACUGCGUCGCCUGGAACCCAAAGGAGGCCGGCCUCCUGGCGUCCUGCAGCGAUGACGGAGACAUUGCAAUUUGGAGGUUUCAAGAAGAAGACUGAACCUGCUGUGGAGACGUCAGGAAUCAGAUACAAGCCUAUGUUCAACAUUUAUGUGCACAAAACUGUUAAUGUUUUCUUUUCUUUAGCUAUAUAAAGUCAUGCAAAUACAGUUUUCUUUAUGAAUCCAAAUGAUUAUAACAUUUUAUGUUCUAUUUUUUUAUUCACAGAAGUGACUGGUGUGCUGGUUAACUGUUUUGAGUCUUAAGAAAAAUUGAUAACUGCACUUGUUUUCAAGUUUGGUUUAAAUGACUACUUGUGCUCAGAAUAAUGCUCAGUGUCUGAAUUUGUACAAGUAUGCAGUGAACACAGCAUAUGAUUAUUUCAGGUUACACUGACAUUUUAUACUGGAAUGUUUAAAUUGUCCCUGGGUGUAAAUGUGCUUGUUGCCCUGCGAUGGACUAGUAAACCUGGCAACAGCUGGGAUAGGCUCCAGCAUCCCCAUGACCCAGAAAUGGCUUAAGUGGGUUUGAAGAAACGGAUACUUUCACACCACUAUC
Molecule: messenger RNA, 1732 nt
Organism: Oryzias melastigma (Indian medaka)
Lineage: Eukaryota; Metazoa; Chordata; Actinopteri; Beloniformes; Adrianichthyidae
Gene: ciao1
Product: cytosolic iron-sulfur assembly component 1
Exons: 7
Coding region: 240-1235 (331 amino acids)
Biological process (GO): iron-sulfur cluster assembly
Cellular component (GO): cytosolic [4Fe-4S] assembly targeting complex
Molecular function (GO): protein binding
Source: RefSeq, a predicted model, not a curated record